AUGGCGACUGUCGCUGGAAGCAGAGAUGGCGAAUCGAGACACCUCGGCGGAUUCUUUUCGCGGUUUCAACAUCUUCCGCCCUUUGAAAAUUGUUUCCGAUACCACGAAAAAAGCGACCCUGUUUUGUCGACGCUUCAAUUCUCCAUCGUAGGAUUCGUCUCAGGCUGUAUCUUCGGCGCGAUCUCGUUCGAGUUUCUCCUCAGCUCCCCCGCCCUUGUCAACGAGGGCUGCGUCCUCCGAGACCUCGCAAAGAGACAGGAUCUGCUCCGCCAGCAAAAAGAUAAUCUGAGUCUCAUUCGAGACCACACUUCUGUGCUACGGCGUCUCCAGCGAAUCCUCGCCCGCCGCCCUCCUCCGGAAAACGAAGGAGCCGCUUCUUCGACAACCCAGGAGGCCUCAAAUCAUCCAGAGACACCCCAACAAAGCCUCGCGUUUGCGCCCUGUACCUUUUCUACUCCUGCUUCCUCUUUGUCUUCGUCGUCUUGCUCUGUUUCGUCUCCUUCCUCUCUACCGUCUCCUUCCUUUUCUUCCUCUGUUUCGCCUCUUUCUUCGUAUUCCUCUUCUCUUCGUGCCACGGGUUCAGCUGACGUGUUGUCUCGUUAUACCCGUUCUUCGCUGUUUUCUGCGUCUUCCGGCGUGAGCCGUGGCGCGCUUUUGAAACAAGCCGAACAGUUGAAUGGCCAACUGAGGCAUUUAUGGGACCGCGAUGCGUUCUUAGUGAAGCAGGAAAAAAGUCUUUUUUCUUCCUUUCUCCCUCAGUCGCUCAGAGUUAUUUCUGCCCGAGUCAGGCAGGAGCCGACGGCGACGACCAGGGCGUCCCUGUUUUCGCGUUUUCUACAAGCCAAAUCCGGAGGCUUUACAUUCAUGCUCCCCCGCCUCUCUUCCUCUUCUUCCUCCUCGUCCUCUUCUUCCUCCUCUUCUUCCUCCUCGUCCUCUUCUUCCUCCUCUUCUUCCUCCUCGUCCUCUUCUUCCGCUUCUUAUCGCUUGUCUUUGAACACUGAUUUGCGAGGAAGAGGCGGAACUGAGUCGAGCCGAAUGGUUUCGCGUUUGAGUCAGCGGCGCGUUCAACUCGGCUUUGCCUAUCGGGUGAAACUGCCUUGUCGCGUUGGCCUGCGCGUCGGAAUCGCGUGCAUGGGGUUCUACACUCUCGAAAGUGCCCUUUUCGGCCUCCUCGAACGGGAAAGUGGCUCCACGCCGUUCACGCGCCUCGCAGACUGGUGGUUAUCGUCGCUCUAUCUGUACGGAAUCUCCGGGCACACGCUCGACUUUCGCGCGCCGUCUCGAGUGUCUUCUCAUGACUCCCUACCGGUCUCUGUGCUCUCCCGGUUGUCUUUCCACAACGCCAAACUCGGGCGUCUUUGUGCGGACAUGGCAAAGCGCGUGAGUCGGGUUUCGGCGAUGUGCCACUCUGUAGUGACCAAGAACUCGACCUUCUUCGUUUUCUUCUUUUACCGCGCAUUGUUCGAUCUCCUGAGCUACUCGUGGCAGCUCCACUCCUGGGGAUGA
Messenger RNA from Neospora caninum, 1506 nucleotides. RefSeq lists its product as hypothetical. Lineage: Eukaryota; Apicomplexa; Conoidasida; Eucoccidiorida; Sarcocystidae. Bases 1 to 1506 code for a protein of 501 amino acids. The record is from RefSeq and is a predicted model, not a curated record. The transcript has 4 exons.